Messenger RNA from Miscanthus lutarioriparius, 246 nucleotides. The record is from the annotation of a GenBank genome assembly. Lineage: Eukaryota; Viridiplantae; Streptophyta; Magnoliopsida; Poales; Poaceae.
AUGGUUCUCCAGAACGACAUCGACCUCCUCAACCCACCGGCAGAGCUCGAGAAGCUCAAGCACAAGAAGAAGCGCCUCGUCCAGUCCCCCAACUCCUUCUUCAUGGAUGUCAAGUGCCAGGGAUGCUUCAGCAUCCACUCCCAGACUGUUGUGGUGUGCCCAGGCUGCCAGACUGUCCUCUGCCAGCCCACAGGAGGAAAGGCGAGGCUCACGGAGGGCUGCUCUUUCCGCCGGAAGGGAGACUAG